Molecule: messenger RNA, 1138 nt
Organism: Prosopis cineraria
Lineage: Eukaryota; Viridiplantae; Streptophyta; Magnoliopsida; Fabales; Fabaceae
Product: uridine/cytidine kinase UKL1, chloroplastic-like
Exons: 10
Cellular component (GO): cytoplasm; chloroplast
Molecular function (GO): kinase activity; ATP binding
Source: RefSeq, a predicted model, not a curated record
UUCCGAUCUAGCAAUUGGACAGGGGUCUCUGGAGACGCCUUUGAUACUGAGGAACUUGUAGAUUGUAUCAGCAAGCUCAAAUCUGGACAGUCUGUUCGUGUUCCAGUUUAUGAUUUUAAGACACAUCAGCAGUCGUCUGACAAAUAUACGCUGGUCAAUGCAUCCGAGGUAACCAUUUUGGAGGGCAUAUUGGUUUUUCAUGAACAACGUGUCCGCGACAUGAUGAAUUUGAAAAUCUUUGUUGAUACAGAUGCUGAUCUAAGGCUUGCCCGCAGAAUUAGACGGGACACAGUUGACAGGGGUAGAGAUGUACAGUCGGUACUGGAACAGCAUUCAAAAUUUGUUAAGCCUGCCUCUGAUGAUUUCAUUCUUCCAACCAAAAUAUUUGCCGACAUCAUAAUUCCUCGUGGGAAAGAGAAUGUAGUAGCAGUUGACUUGAUUGUUCGACAUAUCCGCACUAAGCUUGGCCAACAUAACCUCUGCAAAAUAUACCCGAAUUUGAAUGUUAUCCACUCUACAUACCAGGCAGUCGAACAUGGUCUAGGUCAUUUGCCAUUUACAGAAAAGCAGGUUAUCACACCUGCAGGAUCAAUUUACACUGGAGUUGAUUUCUGUAAGAAAUUGUGCAGUGUGUCUGUUAUUCGAAGUGGUGAAAGCAUGGAGAAUGCUUCGCGUGCAUGUUGUAAAGGAAUUAAAAUAGGAAAAAUUCUUAUCCACAGUGAAGGACGCGAUGAUACCCAGGUAACUCUACCAGCCAAGCCAUUGAGCUUCUCAUACGGACUGGAGUUCCAGAGUCCCGCAUUAUAUUCCCCAACCUCAUCUCUGCUCCUGAGGGAAUACACCGUAUAUUCCAACGUUUUCCAUACCUGAAAAUCGUCACUUCGGACAUUGAAGCUGGACUAAAUGAAGAGCUUCGAGUCACCAGGGCUGGGAGAAUUUGGAGACCGCUAUUUCGGUACUGAUGAGUGACCCAAAAAAAAAAAAAAAACUUAAACAAACACAAAAGCGGAAGACGAUUCUCACAGACUCAGAAGGUAGGGUCUGAGCGCGACAGAUAUCAAAUGCUAUUUAUUUCGUGCACGUACUCACUUUGUCCUUGUAUGUAAAAUAUUUUUUAAAAAUUUAUUUUGUUUUUAAA